UUACAUCAAAAUAAAUAAGAGUGACCAAAUAUAUGUUAUGUAGCAAACAAGAUGUAAAGGCCAACAGUUUAUGCUUACUUCAGAUAAAGGUUUGCUCAUAUAUAUCCAUCAUCAUCAUCAUCAUCAUCAUAGAAAUAUUACAAUUAUAUACAUACAUUCAUUCAUACAUACAAGAUAUUAUAUUUGAAUUUAUAAUGUAAUUUGUGAUGAUGAUGAUUUAAGGAGUGGGUUUGGCUGCCAUGGAUACUACAAGAAACUCCUCUCCUUGCUUGGAUACCAAAGCCUUAACACCUGAGGACGGCAUUUGCACUUCAAAACUUUAUGUUACUUUAGGCCUCGAAGGUGGAACGGGAAGUCCCAAAAUAUUAUCCUUGUUAUCCUCACUUCUUCAGGAAUCUGUAGAAAAGAACGAAACAUUGUUACAAACAACACAACGUAAAGAUGUUCUCACAAUUUUUCAUGGCUCAAAAGCACCUUCACUUACGAUUCAACAAUACAUGGAACGCAUAUUUAAGUACUCUCGGUGCAGUCCUUCUUGCUUCAUUGUUGCACAUAUAUACAUUCAGAGAUUGAUCCAAUCUGAAAAUAUCAUGUUAACUUCACUUACCGUUCAUCGUCUUUUGAUCACCAGCAUAUUGUUAGCCACAAAGUUCAUUGAUGAAGCAUUCUAUAAUAAUGCAUAUUAUGCAAAAGUAGGGGGAGUAACAACAGCAGAAAUGAACAGAUUGGAGAUGAAGUUCCUUUUUGCAAUCAAUUUUCAAUUGCAUGUAAACCUUAAUACAUUUAGAAAGUAUUGUAUAGAGGUUAUAAGUGAAGCUUCAAGAGAGCAGAUUCAAGUAGACGUAGACCGACCACUGUAUGCCAUUAAUAGUGCCUAUAGUAUCAAAGACAAUUGGUCGAAAAAUGAGAGCAAGUCCAGUUUUCAGCCAACUAUUGAAGUACACAUCAAAUGAAUCAUGUUUAUUCGUAAUUUCGUAUAUUAUGUAAAAUUAAGAUCAUUCUUGAACUACUAAAAAAUCUGUGGUAAACAUUUCAUUAUGCUAUUUAAUCCAUUCAUUAUGAAUAAAAUAUCAGGAAUCAAGGUUAUAUAA
Messenger RNA from Erigeron canadensis, 1091 nucleotides. RefSeq names its product cyclin-P3-1. The transcript is spliced from 3 exons. Lineage: Eukaryota; Viridiplantae; Streptophyta; Magnoliopsida; Asterales; Asteraceae. Gene Ontology annotation, biological process: regulation of cyclin-dependent protein serine/threonine kinase activity. The record is from RefSeq and is a predicted model, not a curated record. Bases 240 to 953 code for a protein of 237 amino acids. Gene Ontology annotation, molecular function: protein kinase binding.